Molecule: messenger RNA, 441 nt
Organism: Oppiella nova
Lineage: Eukaryota; Metazoa; Arthropoda; Arachnida; Sarcoptiformes; Oppiidae
Source: the annotation of a GenBank genome assembly
AUGGCCUGUAUUCAAGUGAAAGUUAUGGAAAUUAUGGCAACCCUUAUGGUAUGUAUGGCCGUGGAUAUGGAGGAUAUGGAGGCUACGGAGGCGGUGGUGGUUAUGGAGGAUAUGGUGGCAAUGGUGGAUAUGGUGGAUAUGGUGGUUACGGAGGGUAUGGUGGAUAUGGUUAUAGACGAAGACAUCAUCGAUUUAAUAGAAGAGGUUAUGGAUAUAAUGGCAAUCCUUAUGGUAUGUAUGGUGGAUAUGGUGGUUAUGGAGGCUAUGGAGGCUACGGUGGCUAUGGUGGUUAUGGAGGAUAUGGUGGCUAUGGUGGGUAUGGUGGUUAUGGUGAUUAUGGUGGAUAUGGUGGAUAUGGAGGAUAUGGAGGAUAUGGAGGAUAUGGUAGAUACGAAGAGGUUGGGAUAUUUGUGGAGUGAUAAUGAUUAUUGGGGUAAGCAA